CCGCAUAGCCGACGGAAAGUGAUUCUCAUCAGACGCGACGCGUCCGCGAUCACGUAAGGUGCACUACACAAGAAACCAGAAGGUUCGUACACGUUCGUUCAGUCAUUUCGGACGUGAGAAAGGAGAAGACAAGACCUGUCGAUUAAACACUGCCAUCGAAUAAAUUCUCUUCAUUCGUUCUCAAGUUAUCUUUUUAUCAUUGUUUGAUUCUCAAGCGAGGGUGGAGACAACACGUCCGAAGUGACUGACUGCAACGUGAUUAGUUGAAACACAUGGUCCGGUGAUCGUGAUCAUGAUUGCAAAUCGUUUCUCGCUGAUCGUCACCCUCGUCUUCGUGGUACUGCUGUCGACUAUUCAUUCCGGAGAAGCAAUAAUAUGUUACCAAUGCAACAGCGAAUACGAUCCAAGGUGCGGCGAUCCAUUCGAUCCGUACAGUCUUGGAACCGUGAACUGCAGUUUUCAACCACGCUUGGAACAUCUAAGUCAUUUGGAGCCUACUCUUUGUCGAAAAAUCAGCCAAAGAGUGUAUGGCAAGAUCAGAGUUGUCAGAGGUUGCGGAUACAUUACGGACCAGAGAGACAAUGCCGAUUGCCUGAUGAGAUCAGGCACUCACGACGUUCACGCAACUUAUUGCGCAUGCACCGGUGAUCUCUGUAACUCGGCCGAAAGCCAUACACCGUCCUUCUUACUGCCGUUAACGCCUCUGUUGACGGUUAUUUUGACGAUGCCGAGUUUAUUCCUUUCAUACCCGUUCGCAUUACCCUUGACCUCGCCGCACUUCUCCAUAGCCUAAACUUCGCAGUUACCAAAGGAUAAUACUUAAUGCCUAAAACUGAAUCAACGAUAACAUAGAAAACACCGUUCGGAUCCGGAGCAACUCGUUUUCGUCCGAUUCCCUAUCUAUUCGAAGCGCUACAUUUUUAGAUUAGAUCGCGAUCGAUUCUAGACUUGACAAUAUAAUAUAUAUUAUCGAUCAAUCUUACAUAACAUUUAAAUUUUAGAAAUCAAAUAUUUCAAUAAUUUCUCUAAAUGAUCAAUUUGACUUUUUAAAUGUCUAAUAAUUUCUAGCGAAACGAAAUAUAAGGGAACUGAGAUUGUUAACGAGUUGAAUAUAAUUACAGCUAUUGUAGCUGUUAUUUUUAAAGAAAAAUGCUCGAUUAAGAGUACAGUACACAUAGAAAUGUAUGUAUGUAUAUGCCGUUCCAGGAUUCGAACAAUUCGCAAAAGUAGUCGAAUUACAACAUAGUAGUUUUAACGGUGAUACAAACUGCCAGAUACGCAAGAGCGUACUUCAGUAGUACACUUCAGAAAAA
Molecule: messenger RNA, 1313 nt
Organism: Apis cerana (Asiatic honeybee)
Lineage: Eukaryota; Metazoa; Arthropoda; Insecta; Hymenoptera; Apidae
Biological process (GO): sleep; positive regulation of voltage-gated potassium channel activity; regulation of synaptic transmission, cholinergic
Source: RefSeq, a predicted model, not a curated record